AUGACUGGCACUGGGCGCGUUGAAGUCGUCAGCAACGACGAUGAUGCACGCAGGCCGCUGCUGGACAACGACAACGACAACGACGACGACAUAGAUCUGGACAUGGCUGCGACCAACACGCGGCAUGGCCAUGAGAAGUGGCGGCGUGUAUGCGGUCUGCUGCUGCUCUUCACCACCGUCAUCUUGUGGACGGCCUCUAACUUUAUGGCGUCCACGCUGUUUGCCGACAAUACCUACUCGAAGCCCUAUCUCGUCACUUACGUUAACACCGCCUGCUUCAUCAUACCGCUCCUGCCCAUCGUCGUGCGACGCCUGUACCUGACUGGCUCCCUCAAGACGCCAGUAUACGCUGCCCUACCACAAGACCACCAUGAAGAGACGGAUACACACGAGCACCCGAGUGAUGCUGCAUCACAAAAGCAUAUACCCAUCAACGACCACCAAAGCAUAGUCCCCUUGUCCCUGGGAGACACGGCUCGUCUGAGUCUGGAGUUCUGCAUCCUCUGGUUCCUGGCCAACUACUUUGUCGCUGCCUGUCUGGAACACACUACCGUCGCGUCGUCUACCAUCCUUACAUCGACAAGCAGUAUCUUCACCUUGCUCUUGGGCUGUGCCGUCGGCGUCGAGAUCUUCACUUUGCGCAAGCUCCUCGGAGUACUGGCUUCCUUGCUUGGUGUCGUCCUCAUCUCGUCUGUGGAUCUCUUUGGCGACAACGAUGACGGUCGGGGUUUGUUUCCGCACAAAUCUGCACACCAGGUCGCUCUCGGGGACGCCAUGGCUUUGCUCUCGGCCGUGCUGUACGGUGUCUAUGCCGUACUCAUGAAGAAGCGCAUCGGAGACGAGCGUCGGAUCAGCAUGCCUGUCUUCUUUGGCCUUGUGGGUCUCUUCAAUGUCCUGCUACUCUGGCCUGGCUUCUUGAUUCUGCACUUUACUGCUGUCGAGCCGUUUGAGCUACCCCCAACCUCGAGGGUCACGACGAUUAUUCUUGUCAACUCCCUCAGUUCUCUGCUCUCCGAUAUUGCGUGGGCGUAUGCAGUUCUACUCACUUCACCCAUCGUAGUCACCGUUGGCCUCUCAACCACCAUCCCUCUAUCUCUAAUCGGUCAGCUGCUGAUCAACAACCAAACAUCACCUGCCAUCUACUGGCUAGGUGCUUGCGUCGUCGUCUUGUCUUUUGUCUUUGUCAAUCAUGAAGAAGCACAAGAUGAAGCUGCUCAAGACCAAAGAAUAUUGGAGCAAGCUACUGUGAGUAGGGAGGUGUUGCAUGAAGAGGCGUGA
Messenger RNA from Aureobasidium subglaciale EXF-2481, 1278 nucleotides. RefSeq lists its product as uncharacterized. Gene Ontology annotation, cellular component: membrane. Lineage: Eukaryota; Fungi; Ascomycota; Dothideomycetes; Dothideales; Saccotheciaceae. The transcript has 3 exons. The record is from RefSeq and is a predicted model, not a curated record. Bases 1 to 1278 code for a protein of 425 amino acids. Gene Ontology annotation, biological process: regulation of peptide transport.